CAUUGCCUUCGUGCCAGCCAGCAUCUCUUACCUUAUUGGAACUAACAUCUUUGGCGUCCUCGCACACAAGAUGGGGAGAUGGCUGUGCUCUCUCAUCGGGAUGGUCCUCGUGGGGGUUAGCAUCCUCUGUGUUCCUUUUGCUAAGGACAUCUAUGGACUAAUACUUCCGAAUUUCGGUGUUGGUUUUGCAAUUGGCAUGGUGGAUUCCUCUAUGAUGCCAAUCAUGGGCUAUUUAGUGGACCUGAGACAUGUGUCAGUCUAUGGCACUGUGUACGCCAUUGCUGAUGUGGCAUUCUGCAUGGGCUUUGCUUUAGGUCCGUCCGCUGGGGGUGCCAUAGCGAAGAGCAUUGGGUUCUCCUGGCUCAUGACCAUCAUCGGCAUCGUGGACAUCCUCUUCGCUCCCCUCUGCUACUUCCUCAGGAGUCCUCCUGGGAGGGAAGAGAAAAUGGCCAUCUUGAUGGACUCCAACUGCGCAAUGAAGACCCGCUCAUACUCAACACAAGGGAACACAGAGUACGAAGAGAUGGAGACAGAGUAUGAUGAGUAGUAAUGGACACCAGACAGGUAUGUUACCUUCCAGAGGAUCUAUUUUGUUGUACAAAAACAGAUAAAAAUUGAAAAUACAAAAAAAAAACAGCUAAGCUGUUUUGAUGUGAAUGUCCCAAGUGCGGUCGGUCUUCAUUGUUCUAUGUCAUUGUGAUCGUACGACUGGAGCAAACCAAAGUUGUUCUUAUCCCCCUGUGGUCACAAGCACGUUGCUUGUGUUUAUUUUUAGCCAACAGCCUUAUCCAACGGAAGUGGAACACUUGUCAAAACAGCGUUUUCAUAGGCCGUAAUAGUAGAACAUUGUGAGUCAUAUUUACUGGAUAGUUCAGCCGAGGGUGAUCUUAUAGAUCACCAAAUUGUGUACUGUAGGUUAGCAAGGAGUACAAACUUGUCUUAAUAAUUCACCUUUUGGCCAUUAACAGUCUUCACCAACAUAUCUAAUACAGAAAUAUGGAAAAAAAAUUGUACUUAGAGAGUUACUUCUAUCUGUGUAGAAACUGACGUUGGAUCAGAUUCAACAUCUCGAACAAGGCACUAUGAGAACACUGCUUUAGUGUUUGUCAUUCUAUUUGUUGAUUAUAAUUGUAUUAUGAUGAGAUGGUAAAUUAUUUAGAUAUAAAGUAUUACAUAGUCUAUACAAGUUACUCAAUACAUUUGGAAUGAGAAUUUGUUAACUUCUUUGGACAAGGCAAAUCACAAUGUAUGGGUUACAUUUGACCUUGAAAUUGGCCUUUUUUUCAUUGAUUCUACAAACAUGUUUUUACGUUGACAUUCGAAUUGAGGAAAUACCUGAAGUGAAACCUUUGAAGUCAUAGAAAGUUAUAUCCCCAGAAUCCAGUGCUGUCCUGGGUUGACUGCUUAUGGCUAUUUGCAUGGUAUACCACAUAAAAAACACAGCAUCACUCCAAUAUCAUCCUCAGUUUCACCUUCCACCUAAAAAAAAUGGUUAAUGAAACACAUUUUCACGGUAAAUAAUACCUCAGCUCAUAGAAAACAUAUUUUGCUUUUUUUAUUUGUACAUUUUGGAAAGCCAUUUGAAUGUGUGGAAAAGUAAGACUUAUAUCUGAGUGAUUUUUGAAUACAGAUAAUAGAAUUGUAUCUUUCUGUUUACCCUCAGCUCCAUUUACAGACAAUUGGAAACAUAUCUUAUAGGCUUUUCUUAGUGUGUUUGUGUCAAUACAAUGUUUAGGUAGAUGAUGUGCAACUAAGAUUUUUUUAACUUUCCCUAUUGAUAUUACAAGCCAUAAAAUAUACGGUGGUGAAAAGUAAACAUAUACAGACACAGCAUUACUUAGUUGUCUCUGAUUAAACAUCACCUUAAGGAGAGGAGAAAUUCCAUAAGCACUUUAUCAGAGUCUAGAUAUCCACACCAUUUAACUCCAAGGACAGUUCUAGUAUGUUAAUGUUGGUUUAGCAGAGAGAGAAUAUUGAGGUGAUCAGUCUGUUUUGUCAUGUUGUCUGUUAGUAAGAAAACACUCUCAAAGUUUUAUCAAAGAUAAAUGCACUGAUUAUUAUUGUGUUUUAAGUACACUUUCCCAGUAGUGUUAAUCCCUAAAAUAAGUAGAAACUCAAUGUAUUUUCAAGCACUAAGGUUCAAUUUUAGGUCCCGAUCUUUACCAAUUUUAAUCUUAGUUAAGCUAAUCCCUUGAGAGCAUUAACUUUAUUAUUUGUGAAUUUAUUGAUCACUUCCAGGUCACAAAAAGUAGACCCUUUUUCUAGCUGUUUAACACACAAUACAGAAAGCACAGCAUACAUUGUUUCCAAAAUGAAAUAAGAGUUUAUUGUCCAGCAGUGCAUGCACAUACACUGAGUAUACCAAACAUUAGGAACACCUUCAUAAUAUUGAGUUGCACCUCCCCCCCUUUUGCCC
Molecule: messenger RNA, 2416 nt
Organism: Salvelinus sp. IW2-2015
Lineage: Eukaryota; Metazoa; Chordata; Actinopteri; Salmoniformes; Salmonidae
Product: synaptic vesicular amine transporter-like
Biological process (GO): transmembrane transport; aminergic neurotransmitter loading into synaptic vesicle
Cellular component (GO): terminal bouton; synaptic vesicle membrane
Molecular function (GO): serotonin:sodium:chloride symporter activity
Source: RefSeq, a predicted model, not a curated record